Molecule: messenger RNA, 570 nt
Organism: Dioszegia hungarica
Lineage: Eukaryota; Fungi; Basidiomycota; Tremellomycetes; Tremellales; Bulleribasidiaceae
Product: transcriptional elongation regulator
Exons: 4
Coding region: 1-570 (189 amino acids)
Cellular component (GO): cytosol; nucleus
Molecular function (GO): protein binding; peptidyl-prolyl cis-trans isomerase activity
Source: RefSeq, a predicted model, not a curated record
AUGACAUCACCCUGGGAGAUCCGUUUCUCCAACUCGCGCCAGCUCCCCUACUUCUUCAAUAACGAGGACAAGCGGUCGGAAUGGUCGGUCCCGCGCGGGUUCUCGGACGUCACGGUCCGCCAGCUGCGCGGUGCUGAGCAGUACCUCACCCCCCUUGAUCCCCGUAUCCACAAAGAUGAGGGUCCGGCCGGUCAGGCAGGCGAGCUGGGCCAACAGGUGCAGCGCGCUCGGGCGAUGCACAUCCUUGCGAAGCACAGGAACUCGCGCCGGCCCAGUAGCUGGAGAGAGGACGUGAUCACCCGUUCCCUAGAGGAAGCGCACGAUAUCAUCCAAGGCCAUAUCGACCGGCUCUCCGCUGUCCCCGAAAGUCAGCUUCAGACUGCGUUCGCCAGUAUCGCAAAGACAGAGAGCGACUGCUCGUCCGCAAAGAAGGGCGGCGACUUGGGGGAUUUCGUCAGGGGUCAGAUGCAGGCUAGCUUCGAGGAAGCAUGCUUCUCGCUGAGACCCGGUCAAAUGAGCGGUAUCGUCGACACCGACUCGGGAACUCAUGUCAUCUUGCGGCUCGCCUAA